Molecule: messenger RNA, 1618 nt
Organism: Drosophila ananassae
Lineage: Eukaryota; Metazoa; Arthropoda; Insecta; Diptera; Drosophilidae
Gene: DnaJ-H
Product: dnaJ homolog subfamily A member 2
Exons: 3
Coding region: 155-1330 (391 amino acids)
Biological process (GO): protein refolding
Cellular component (GO): cytoplasm; cytosol
Molecular function (GO): Hsp70 protein binding
Source: RefSeq, a predicted model, not a curated record
UUAUCAUACAAUCACAUUUGGUCACACUGAACUACCAAUAUGAACCGAAAAUAAAGUCACCCGUACGAUAUAAAACUAUAGAACGAAAUUAUUUCAACACACAAAAAAAUGGUCAACUAAUUUUAAGGAUUUCGGGGCUAGGCUGCAGUUAGAAAUGGAUCAAUUGAACUUAUACGAAGUGCUAGGAGUGGCCCCGGAUGCAGGUGAGGAGGAAAUAAAAAAGAAUUAUCGCAAAUUGGCCAAAGAGUUUCAUCCUGACAAAAAUCCCGAUGCUGGCGAUAAGUUUAAGGAGAUAUCCUUUGCUUAUGAAGUGCUAUCGGAUCCCGAAAAGCGACGAAUAUAUGACCGUUACGGAUUGAAAGGCCUACAGGAGGGUGCUGAGGGAUUCACCGAUGCUUCGGAGUUCUUUUCACAGUGGUUCCCCUUUGAGCGGGCAUCUCAAGGGGGGCGUGGCAGGCGGGAUGGCAAGGUAGUGAUCAAGAUGGAGGUGACACUGGAGGAAAUAUACGUUGGGGGCAUGAAGAAGAAGCUAGAGUACAAACGCCAUAAGCUCUGUGGAAAGUGCAACGGGGAUGGUGGCCCCAAGGAGGCUCAGGAGAGCUGUGAGGCAUGCGGAGGUGCAGGACGGGCGACCGCAUUUACCUUUAUGGGUCUCAGUGCGUUCGACGCGCCAUGCCCAGCUUGUGAUGGACGUGGAUUCACCAUCAAGGAUAACAUGAAGUGUACUCCGUGCCAGGGAAUAGGUUUCGUUGAGCAGAAAAUGAAGCGAGAUGUGGUGGUGGAGCGUGGAGCUCCACACAUGCUGAAGGUUCCUUUCGCCAACGAAGGAAAUCAAAUGCGUGGCGGAGAGUUUGGAGAUUUAAUUGUCGUAAUUGUCCAACUGGAGCAUACAGUUUUCCAGCGACGACAUGCGAAUCUUUACAUGCGGGAUCUGGAAAUCAAUCUUACCGAGGCGCUGUGCGGCUACUCGCACUGUUUCAAGCACCUGGAUGGGCGGAAUGUGUGCCUGCGAACCAAACCAGGUCAAGUGCUGCAGCACAACCAUAUCAAGAUGGUCCGUGGUUGCGGAAUGCCCGUUUUUAAUCAAGCCACGGACAAGGGAGAUCUAUAUUUGAAAUUCCGCGUUAUGUUUCCAGACAACGAUUUCGCCACAGCUCCACAACUGGCCAUGCUGGAAGACCUACUGCCCGCAAGGCAGAAGGUUGUGAUACCCCCGAAUGCCGAAGAAGCCCAAUUGUUGGACUAUAAACCGGAGCCAAGGCAGGCUAGUCAAGACGAGGAUGAUGGUACUUCACCACACUUCGAGGGCGUGCAGUGCCAGACAGCUUAGUGCAUGUGGCUGUGGUUCCUGCAGGCGCGGUUCCUUUGUCUCGAUCUGGUCCAUAUCCUGGGCACUUUGGGGGUCGAUGAGGUCUGCUUCCUGGUGCCACUAGUCGUCCUAAUCUGCAUAGUAUUAUUUUUCAUACAGGAAUGUUUGCUGUGAGAAGCACGUGAUCCAAAUUCAGUAGUAUACACUAAAGCAUACGUCGUAUAGGGGCUUAACACAGCUAAAGCUGAUCAGAUCUUCAAUUUUAGUGUCGAUAUAAUAGCAAUGCUAAAUAAAAUUUAAGCAAGCAAA